Messenger RNA from Drosophila obscura, 1686 nucleotides. RefSeq lists its product as uncharacterized. Gene Ontology annotation, molecular function: sodium channel regulator activity. The transcript has 8 exons. The coding region runs from base 97 to 1674 and encodes 525 amino acids. The record is from RefSeq and is a predicted model, not a curated record. Gene Ontology annotation, biological process: regulation of sodium ion transport. Lineage: Eukaryota; Metazoa; Arthropoda; Insecta; Diptera; Drosophilidae.
CAAGUCGUAAAUUAGCAGGAAAAUUGGUAUUAGAACCGAUUCCAGACCCACUCCCAGAAAGCAGAAGUAUCCCGUAUCCGUGUCCGGUUCCGCAGAAUGGCGCGACGCAAGAACAAACCGCGCCUCAUACCCGAGCAGGACAAGCGCAUCUGUCGUGCCAUUUGCCUCUGCCAGCUGACAAUGGUGCUCUCCUGCGUGUCCAUUGUCUAUCUCAGCGUGGCCAUCUAUUCGCCCUCGAUGAAGGCCUUCAAGUCCGGCUUCGAGCUGGAUCCGGUCAUGUGCCAGACCGUCGACCGUCAGAUGCCCAACAACUGCCCCUGGGCCUCGUGCGGCGAAUGGUGUCUGACCCGCACCAGUGGCUUCUGUCCACAGAUACACUCUGUGGUGCGUCGAAAUGGCACGGACAUUCAGCUGAACAACUGCACGCGGGUGACCAAUACCUCGUGUGCCAUGAUUGACAUGAGUCGCCUGAACAAAUUCAACUGCAACAAUGGCACCGCCUGCAACAACAUACGCGGCGUGUUCAACUGCUCCAAUGGUCACUGCAAGAACAUGUCCGAGUUCUUUUUGUGCCAUCACAAGGCCGAUGGGCCAACGAUAAACUCUGCCAAGGACAACACCAAACUGAAUGGUUUCUUCGAAUGCCAUGGCGUACACUGCACCAAGAUCAAGAAGCCCUUCGACUGUGAUCGCUACUGCUCCAAGAUAACCACGGCCAACGUCAACACGCUCAUCAUGCAUGAGGAUAAUGUCAUUGCAGCUGACUGCGAGAAUGCUGUGGCCUUCAAUCAGGCACGUGGCUCCGAGCACGGAGUACGCAUCGAUCCCGUUGAAAUUUGGAAAGAGGACGACGGCAACCUGUUGACCAACUGUGCCACAGUCACCCGCGAGUCGGACAAUCGCAUCACUGCCACGGAUUGCCUGAAUGGCACCCUCCUAGAGCACGAUACGCUGCCAGCUCCCUUCAUGAACUUUACGCAGUUCUGGGCCAUCUAUGAGAACAGCACCAGGGCCGUGGACCCCGAGCACCAGCAGUAUCUGCCGAAUCAGGCAAAUCUAACCAUUUACAGCUGGAAGAAACUGUACAUCAACCUCGAGGGCUGCGUCAAUACGCUGCGGGGCGAGUGCAAGGACUUUGUGGCUCGCUAUGGCAACGAUGGGGACAACAAUACCGCCCAGUCACGCUAUCAGUGCUACUACAACAAGGAUGCGAGCGUGGAGUUUGUGGUGGCCCGGUACGAUCUGGAUAAGGUGUACAGGGAGCUGGUGGUCUCGCUGAUUGUGCCCAUUGUGCUGUUUGUGGUCUCCUCCAUCUCCCUCUGCAUCAUCACAAAGUCCGUCAAGGUGGGCGACGAUGCCAAGAUGCGCUGCGUCUGUGCCGGCGAUGAGUCGGACGAUGAUGUGUUCGCAGCCGGGCCAGCGGGCAAGCGGCCCGAGCCAAUGUAUGACACGGACGACGAUGUGGUGGACCUGGAGCACCAGGCAGUGGGCGGCCAGGAGCUGGAGGACAUUGUCGGUCUGCCGCUCGACAGCCACGAAAUGAUUGGCAGCACCAAGUCCCUGAUACCACUCAGCCCCACGGGAGACUCCAACACGAGUGAGCAGAACUUUGACGAGGACCAAGAGAAGGCAGCCAAAUGCGAUGUGCCCGAAAAACCGCUGGUUAUCCUCUAAGGAGACAUCGAU